Messenger RNA from Haliotis rufescens (red abalone), 2718 nucleotides. Its product is annotated as fasciclin-1-like. Gene Ontology annotation, cellular component: extracellular matrix. The transcript is spliced from 13 exons. NCBI's taxonomy places the organism in Eukaryota, Metazoa, Mollusca, Gastropoda, Lepetellida, Haliotidae. Bases 67 to 2211 code for a protein of 714 amino acids. Gene Ontology annotation, molecular function: cell adhesion molecule binding. Gene Ontology annotation, biological process: extracellular matrix organization; cell adhesion. The record is from RefSeq and is a predicted model, not a curated record.
UCGACACCAGAGUAUAUAGCGACAAGAGUCACGCGAAGAGCCCUGGACAAUUACGAAUUGGCCACUAUGGCGAAUCUGUUGGUACCAUUUGUGAUACUGGUAUCUAUAUGUCACGGAAAUACUCAAGAUGUCGACAACACAGCCCUGAAUAUUUUCGAGGCUCUGUCGUCCACUUUGAAUUGCGGCCAGUUCAAGAAUCUUGUGAUUGCAAGCGGGAUGCAGGUACAAGACUUCUUCAAGAUGGGUCAGUCGCUGACCCUGUUUGCCCCGAAUGACACUGCGUUCGAACAGAUGCUUCCAGACAAGCGACAGAAGCUGUUCAGCAUGACAGCCACCGAGAAGGCCGACUACGUGAAGUCGUUCACAUUAACCAAGGUAUUGCAGACCUCCAGCAUGACCGAGUUCCUGAUAGAGAAAAGCCAGGGCGCACUAGGAAAUACCAAUAUAUUCUUCUACAAGAGAGAAAGGAAGCGGGAUAAUAUAGUCAGCGGUCUAGCUGGUCGGACAGAAUACUACGCUAAUGGAGCUCUGAUCUACAAGCCUGAUGUCCGCACGCAGAAUGGAAUUGUCCACAUCAUCGACCGUGUCCUUGACCCCAUCGUGCCGUAUGGAGUGUACGGCUACAUUCAGAGGCCGGACAUUCUGCAGCCCGCUUUAAAAAUGAAGUUUUUCACGGAAGUUGCCGAGUACGUUCGUGGAGAGUACUACGCCCAGGCCAUCAGCCCACUAACCAACAGCCUCCGCUUCACCAUGUUUGUCCCUACCGAUGAGGCCAUCAACAAAAUACCGAAGGAAAAGCUGGAUGAACUCCGCUCAAAACAACCCGAGCUGGCCAGAGUUAUCAAGCAGCAUGCAAUUCCCAACAAGGCCGUGUACACGUCGUUUGUGAACCACAACGAGGGCUUUCAGUGCUUGGACGGAAGGGCAGUUUUCAAAAAAAAUAUCCGAGAAUCUGUAUAUGUGAGCGCAGGAGGCGUCAAUGCACUCAUCGCCAGGGGCAACCUAACUCUGUCCAAUGGCGUGAUCCACUUUGUGGACACUCUGCUUGGCUUCGUCUACAACACAGCCAGGGAACAGAUCCAGCUCGACAGUGUUCUCAGCCAAUUCCGUCAAGUGCUUGAUCGAAGUCGGAAGGACCUACAGGAUUUCUUAGUCGUGUCUAGUGGCGUUACAUUAUUUGUGCCCAUGAACGAUGCUUUCACCAAAAUCCAAAAUCUGCCUGGCGUCGACUUCUUCAACAACCAGACUCUGAUCAAUUAUGUGACGGAGCUGCACAUGCUGGAGCCUGGCCUAGAGUUCGCCAUCACCAACGUCAACGGAGACUACCAGGCUAGGGUUGAGACACCGUCCCAGUACCGCGGCUGGAACAUCAAGAUCUACAGUCAGGGCAACGACACAUGGGCUGAAGGUGGGUAUGUGAAGACCCGCGUGAUCCGCCCUGAUGUGGGGGUGACCAACGGCUUCAUACACUACGUCGAUGGGAUCUUCGGUGUCCCCUACCGAGAUGUACCUGGCAUCAUCUACUGUGAAGACUGGCUGAUAAAGGCGUCCUACAUAUUCAGCAUCACGGGCCUGAACGACUACCUGAAGGACAUCCGGAUGAGCACCAUGCCUGCUUGCAGCUACAACACCAAGAGGCGGGACUACAACUACGCCGACCCCAACCUCUUCAACAACAACCAAAAUGUCUAUGGCACCAACACCAACAGCAACUCCCAACCGUCACAGUCGCCGCCGAUCAAACGCGGAGGAUGCGGGGAAAGCAACACGCUCUGUCAGUUCACGGUCUUCGUCCCCAAUGGAACCACUAUAGACAACUUCGGAAACAGCUACUAUGGGAGACAAUUAUUCCGGGACAACAACCGACUCCGAUAUGUAUUACGGCGUCAUAUUGCGCUGAAUCGUAAGAUCUACGUGGACCAGCUGAGUCGAGGAACACACGUGUACACAGCAGACACAGGGGAUGAGGUGCGCUUCAACAAGAUAGAUGACAAGAAUACAGAAGUAUAUUUCCAGAAUACCCGGGCUCGAAUCAUUCACUCCGACCUGGGCGCAACUAACGGGGUCAUUCACAUCGUUGAUGACUUCCUGUUUGUUAACGAAGACAUGACCAGAGACAUUUCAGGUAGUCCCAAGAUGGCUGCCACAAAAACGACUACUUUUAUCAGUUUAAUGGUCUUGUUUUAUUCUUUAUUUUCUUGUGCAACGUGAAUCUGAAUUUUUUAUAAUUAUUCUGUUGGUGCCAUGUGUUUAAUGAAUUGAAAGAUGCUAGAUAUUUAAUGAUCUCAUGAUGUUUUCUCAGAGAGCUUUUAAUUUCCUUCAUAAUUUCAUUGAUCACUUUGUAUUUUAAUUGUACCAAUAUCAACAUGUUUUUUAUCACCUUUGUACAAAUGAUGUAUAAUGCAGUGUUGUAACCGUUGUGUGUUUAUAUUGUUAAUACUGUUUAAUCAUGUAAAUAUGAUCUUUUUUCUACUUUCAUAUGUACAUUUCUUCAUAUUCAUCCGAUCUUUCAUUAAUUCCUCCCUUCUUUCCUUCUGCUGCUGUUGUGUUGAUUUCCUCAUGUGUAUAACAUGUACAUAUUUUUCUGUUACAAGUUCUGUGUUUCUUGUGUUAAUGUUUGCAUAAACCCCCAAUAAUGAGGUAUUGUCCACUAGCAGACUACUGUUUCCUGAUUGGCUGAUAAUAAAAGGGGCGGGGCUUGUGUCGCAUGGCUCUGAA